CUGCAUGUGCGUGCGUGUGUACUCCUACUUCCAUGGAAAUCCAACACGCCCACAAACAGUCUCGUCGGAGGAUUUGAAUGCUGAAUGACAGUGUUGGACUGAAAUAAAAACCAGCAAGGCAGAGUGGAGAUAACCAGACGGAUGGACAGAUGAAUGAACAAACAGUCAUUGGAGAAAUGAAGCUGUGACAGGAUGAACGGACACCUGCCAACCAAUCAAAGUGGCGGCAGCAACAACACCUCCGAGUUGGUGAAGUGUUUCCAUAACGAUGAUGCGUUCAAGUACCGCGCCUACACCUUCACCUACCUGCUGCUGUUUCCUGUGGCGUUUCUCUGCAACAUUGGAGCGCUGGCCGUCUUUUUCCUGCAGCGCAGCCGCAGAAACUCCGCCUCCUGUGUGGUCAUGAUGAACCUCGCCUUAUCAGACGGCAGCUUCUCUCUCACCCUCCCACUGCGAUUGGCGUAUUACUUCAGGGGUGGGGUGUGGGACUUCCCUGAUUGGCUGUGCCGACUGUUCGUCUACGGCUUCUACGUCAACCUGUACACGAGUAUCCUCUUCCUCACUCUGCUGAGCGUGCUCCGUUGGCUCGCCGUGUCCCGGCCCCUGCGUCACCGCGUUCUAGCCACGCCCACUCGGAUCUUGUUUGUGUGUUUGGGUGUCUGGGUGUUUGUGGGCUUGGCCUCCGCCCCCUUCCUGUCCAAUGGGGUGACAAACAGGGCGGGGUUUCCUCGUUGCUUUGAGCCAUCUAACCCCUCCUCUUGGGGGCGUCUCCUGGUCCUAAACUACGUGGCGCUGACUUUUGGCUUCCUCCUGCCUUUCCUAACGAUCAUUAUUUGCUACAGCAAACUCGUCAAACGCCUGAGAGCCCGCUCCAACCUCCACGGCAGCAGUCUGUCCAGAAGCCAUCGUUGUCGCAACAAACAACGCUCCGUGUACCUGGUCACCAUGGUGACGGCGACCUUCCUGCUCUGCUUCCUGCCAUAUCACGUGAUUCGAUCUCUGCACCUGCACGCCGUGUGUAACAGUUGGAAGUGUGACGUCAUUGUGGCGCUGCAGCGUGCAGUGGUGGUGACGCUGUGUCUGGCGGCGUCCAACAGCGUGGUGAACCCACUGCUGUAUUACUACUCCACCAGGAAGUUCAGAGACAACAUGAGGGACGCUCAAUCCUCUCUGUCCAGCAAGGGGGAGUCCUUCAAGUCGGGACUGGCUAUGAUAAGGAGAAGAAGCACCGCCUGAGAGACCUGAGUCAGCUCUGCUGUCAAAAAACUUCCUCCUUACUUUAUAAAAUCUUCUGCUUCAUGUCAAUGAAAACACCACAAAGAGGGUAUUUAAAUCGGUGGGGCAGCACUUUUAUAUUAUUUAUUUUAGUGAAAAUAAAUAUUUAUAGCAUUCUUCUACAAGUAAAGGAAUUACUUUUCCUACUUUCAAUAGAAGAAAAUAAAGUGAAGCACAAAACUGAAAUCUCUGGCAGCUCUGCAGACUGUGGUCAUUCAGGAGCGUCCAAGAGUCUGUGAGGAGGUUCAUGUGUUGUUGAGAAGGGAACGGAUGUCACUGGGCAGGAUAGUGGAGUCAAUGGAGUCCAUACUCUUUUCUUUAAACAACCUCCUUCACGUCACUUAUUACGAAGUUCCUAAUGUUCAGUUUUUGCUUCACAGCUUUAGUUUCAAACUUUCGGAGCUGUUAAUAAAACUAGAGGUUCAUCAUGGAGGCCAUUGUAGGUGUCAUUGAGGGGGGUCCAAGAGUCUGUGAGGAGGUUCGUGUAGGAUAGUGGAGUCACUGAGGAGGGUCCAAGUUUCAGUGAGAAGGGUCCAUAUAUGGUUUGGGAGGAUCCAGGUAUUAAGGGGAGUCCAUGGGAUGCUGAGGAGUACAGAAGCUGUUAAGCAGGCCCGGCAGUUGUUGAGGAGGGUUCAGGUGUCUCAAUGAGGUCAAGGGGUUAUUGAAGAGUCCGGGUGUUGUUGAGGAGUCUGAACAUCAUUGAAGAGGGUUCUAGGGUAAACUGAGGAGUCAUGGUGUCAUUGAGGAAUCAAGGGUCAAGAUGUUGCAGCCUUAUUUGAAAAUGUAGUCAAUGUUUUUGCCAACUCGUGACAAGUGUGGUUUUAUACGAGCGGUAAGACAAAUAUUAUGUGACUGGAGAAAUGUGAUUCAGGAUGAGUCAUCCAAACUUGUUUAACAGGAAUAUGGAAAGAGGAAGUUUCUAUAAAUACUCAUAAAAAACAAUUAACACAGAGAAUGGGGAAAAUACAUUUUAUAAAUUUCAUUUCCCUGUGUAGUCUACAACUCUUUUAGUGUGUCUGAAGUUCAUGUAACAGCGCCCUCUGCAGGUUUUGCACUAAAGAUUGACCUGCCUGAUUUUCUUUGAUACGAGUGACUGAAGGUACACUGUAAGCCUGGUGAUAUUCAAUAUAUUUCUUCUUGUUCAGACUCAAACCAGCUCACAGAGCUCUGUCGUUGUUUCAGGAAGCUACUGAGCAUUUUUUUUAAAGUUAAGCUAUAUAGUUAAAACUAACAAGGUGUCUUUAAGGAGUAUGUGAGAUUUGUGUGUGUUUGUAUGUAAAUGGUUGUUUUAUCACAUGAUAAACGUAUGAUGUGUUUUCCAGUGAAGGAUAUUGUUUACAUGUUUCUUUGUUUUUUUGAAUAAUCCUAAUAAGUUUCAGUCACGUAGACCGGAAAAAUCUUCUAAUAAAUGUCACACAGGAAACAUCUCCUCUCUUCUCUCCAUUCACACUGAAUAAUGUUGUUUACAUUUACAGAAAUGAAAACAUUCAGCGGUUACUGGGUCAUUUUCUCUAGAAGAUGUCAAAUCCUGAGGAGGGUCUCUUGAGGAGGAGAAAGUUUAUAAAGCCAUGGGAGCUUUCCAGUUAACCUCUCCCACUGCAUGAUGCAUCUCAACUGUCAAAUGUGUACAAAUAUCUCAGCAAUGGUUUAAAAGAAAAACACCUGAUGACUCAAGUACUGUUCUUUAUCCUGCAUAGAACAAAAUGGUUGUAUUUUGAAAAUGAGUCAUCAGACUGCUCCGCCAAGAAAGUAGUCUAAACUGAAGUAGUCCAUGUCCAUGGGGUCCGCAGCUGUCCGUGUAUGCGUCCGAUUUAAAGAAUAUUUGAGGCUUAAGGAGGGUGGUGGGGUGGAUGGAUGUGUGGAGGUGGUAAUGUUGAAUGCUUGUCAUAAAAUGCAAGAUAAAAUGUUCCUUUAUGUGUUGAGAAAAUCCUCUAAGCUUAAUAAACUAUAUAAAGCCCUUGGA
This is a messenger RNA of Micropterus salmoides (largemouth bass), 3238 nucleotides long. It is a transcript of the gene cysltr3, whose product is annotated as cysteinyl leukotriene receptor 3. Gene Ontology annotation, biological process: G protein-coupled receptor signaling pathway. Gene Ontology annotation, molecular function: G protein-coupled receptor activity. The transcript is spliced from 5 exons. Bases 193 to 1236 code for a protein of 347 amino acids. Gene Ontology annotation, cellular component: plasma membrane. The record is from RefSeq and is a predicted model, not a curated record. NCBI's taxonomy places the organism in Eukaryota, Metazoa, Chordata, Actinopteri, Centrarchiformes, Centrarchidae.